Molecule: messenger RNA, 720 nt
Organism: Eutrema salsugineum
Lineage: Eukaryota; Viridiplantae; Streptophyta; Magnoliopsida; Brassicales; Brassicaceae
Exons: 1
Coding region: 1-720 (239 amino acids)
Biological process (GO): ubiquitin-dependent protein catabolic process
Molecular function (GO): ubiquitin protein ligase activity
Source: RefSeq, a predicted model, not a curated record
AUGACGAGCAGCUGCAAUCACGAACAUGUCUCAGUUUCAACGAUCGUAAAUGAUCAAGUCAUCAAUGGUUGUUACCUCAAAAAAGAAACCACAACAGAAUGUAUUUAUCUCAAAGCUUUUCAGGUCGAAUCAGAUUCGAUUUCCUUCUCCGUAACUUAUGAGACAAACCAUGAUAUUCGCCACGAAAAUCUCCAUGGACACAUGAUCAAGAUCCCCCUUGAACGCCCCCACCCUGUCCUUGGACUUGAACAUAACAUCCCGGAACAGUUUCUUGUCUCCCAAGAAACAUGUCUUAAUCACGUCAUGAUCGUUUUGUCGGAGAUGUAUCUCCCGCCUGCUACUCAAGAACGUCUUGUCAGUUAUAUAUCAACUGAAUCCCUUAAUUUUAGCAGCCGCCACCGCGGUGAAGGAGGAGGAGGAGGAGGUUUCAGGAUCGAAGUCAACGUUAAAGUCCACGUUGAUCAUUGGGUGAGGAUUGAGUGUUGCAACAAGGACAAAGAUACUUCUUGUGAGGUCCAGGCAAGACAACUGAAGACAAAACUGGCGGCGACGGAUUGUCCGAUAUGCUUAACGGAAUUAUCUAGUGGGUUGAGUCGCCUGGAGUUACACUGUUCCCAUGUUUUCCAUACAGAGUGUGUGAUGAAUUGGCUGAUGAUGAGAAACCCUUCUUGCCCUAUCUGCCGAGCCAAUGUUGUUGGCAAAACUGUUUCUGUCUAUUAG